AUGGUCACACGAAAACUACAGCUACUGAUGAGUGUGUGGGCCGAUUUGGGCUUCGAGUAUGAGCCCACACGGAGCCGCUUUGAGCGCACCAAGAGCCACAUCGAAACGCUGCUCAACCAGAUGAUUGAUAGUGAGGUGGAAAUGAAAGAAACGCUUUUAAAGAAAAUUGCGCAGUUGAAGGAUCACCUGCACCAGCUUUGCAGAGAGCUUUCGAUACCGCUCCCUGAGUUCACGGCGUCCCUCUCAAUACUCGAACAAGAAAACAGCGUCAGGAAAGACCUGGAGCACCUGAAAGAGAAGAAAAGAGAUCGAGAGCGUGCACAGAAGAAACUCAAGAAAAAAGAGGCUGAGUUGUGUGCGAAGCUGGGCGCACAUUGCUUGAGCACGUGCAGUGUCUCCGUUCCGUCAGAAAAGAACCUUCAGGAGAUGAAGCUUUGGAUUCAAGGUCUUGAGCGGGAGAAGCUCCAACAGCUUGAGGUGACCCGUCGUCGGGAGCUGGCCGGCCUGCAGGAGCAGCUUGCCUUAUUUUUUGACCGACUGGACAUUCCACCCGAGGAGCAACAUCGAAUCCGCAGCUCCAGUACCGACCUAACGCCGUCGACUCUGGCUGCACUACGGGCCACUCUUGCCGAGUAUGAGCGGCGAAAGCAAGCGUGCCUGCGGGAGUUUAUCACGCGUGCCAAGGAUGAUCUGCUCACGUGGUACAAGAAGUGCUGUGUACCCCAAUGCCGACUGUACCUGGACGUUGACGACUCUGAAGACAUCUCAGAGGAGCGACUGGCACUGCUGGAGGAUCAGCUGAAGGCACUCAAGGAGUUCUACUCUGAGAACAAACUCAUCAUCGCCAAAGCAGAGCGCCACGAAGCCCUGUGGUCCAGGUAUCUGGAGCUGGAAAAGCGACCCAUCGCGCCUGAAGAACCGCGGAGGGCACCUCCUGCAGGAGUUGAAGGAGAGGCAGAGGCUUCAUG
Rhipicephalus microplus (southern cattle tick) is the source of this 968-nucleotide messenger RNA. Its product is annotated as protein regulator of cytokinesis 1. The record is from RefSeq and is a predicted model, not a curated record. NCBI's taxonomy places the organism in Eukaryota, Metazoa, Arthropoda, Arachnida, Ixodida, Ixodidae.